AUGGCAGCUUCCACUUCUGCUGUAUCAAUGGCGAUGCCAUUAAUCCGUGCAACCCGAAGCACACAACCUAAUGCCGAUGCUUUCCUCAAGCCGAUACCCGUAAAGCCCUCGAAGGCCAUUGCAGUUUCAAAAGUACCUGUUGGAAAAUUUGAAGUCAAGGCUUCACUGAAGGAGAAAAUGGUUACUGGCUUGACAGCAGGUGCAUUGACAGCUUCAAUGAUGGUUCCGGACGUAGCCCAGGCUGCGAGCGGGGUUUCUCCGUCGUUGAAGAACUUCUUGCUGAGCAUUGUGGCUGGUGGAGUGGUGCUUGGGGCCAUUCUUGGUGCAAUUAUUGGUGUUUCUAACUUUGAUCCAGUCAAACGGAGCUGA
This is a messenger RNA of Fraxinus pennsylvanica, 369 nucleotides long. Lineage: Eukaryota; Viridiplantae; Streptophyta; Magnoliopsida; Lamiales; Oleaceae. The record is from the annotation of a GenBank genome assembly.